Molecule: messenger RNA, 1674 nt
Organism: Brettanomyces bruxellensis
Lineage: Eukaryota; Fungi; Ascomycota; Pichiomycetes; Pichiales; Pichiaceae
Exons: 1
Coding region: 1-1674 (557 amino acids)
Molecular function (GO): glycosyltransferase activity
Source: RefSeq, a predicted model, not a curated record
AUGGGUUUAAAGAGGUUUGUUCAUCGGCUUCUAAGCAGGCCACACCGGUCUCGAAGAAUAUUAGCCUUACUUUCAACAAUAGUUGUUCUUUCAUAUAUUGGGUACUUCACAAAACAAGCACUGAUUUAUAUCGCAGCUGCGGGGCCUGGUAUUACACAGAUAUCCGGUAAUGGAGCAUCAUCCGGAUUAUUCGGGAAGAACUCCAAUGUUGAUGAUUCAACGAUUAUGAAGUAUUUAAACGAAGAAACUUUAAGUGACAAACAGGUAGAUAGUUUGAUUUCCUAUUUUGGUUUUGAUCCCUCUGAUAUAAAGGCCAUUCAGCACGAAACACUAUUUCAAGUCCUUAGAAGCAAGCUGAUCGAUCUCGGGAAAGGCUAUGAUGACUGGACAAAGAUCGCAUAUGUUCAGUAUGCUACUGAUAUUGAACAUAUAUGUCCCGCUAUUAUCAAUUUCCAGAGACUCAAGGAAAAGCAGGCCGAAGCUGAUUUUGUUUUCCUUUACGCCGGUAAUCAAACUUCCAUGGAUAAUAUUGAAGACAACGAAAGACGUCUUUUAAGGAGAAUAGAGGCCACUGGGGCAACAAUUAAAUAUGUUAAUCCUAUUGCAUUCAGUUCUAGUUCAUCAGAAUUCGAUAAAAGUUACACUAUGCUUUACGCUUUUGCUUUAACAGAGUACCGAAGAGUUGUUUUCUUGGACUCGGAGUCGUUAGUGCUGCAGAACAUGGAUGAACUCUUCAGUUUGCCUGAUUCCAUUCUAGCUGCAACGGUUGACUAUAAUGAUUUCAGGAAUUUCAAGAAGAUCAAAUUCGAGAUGGAUGAUGCUGUUUUGACACCAUAUGAUCGGGCCACUGGCAUUUCUGAAUUUUACGAUGCAUACAUUAAAUCCGAACAGGGUUAUAGUUAUGAGUGGAUGCUGAACAAAAUUUAUCCCGAACUUCCUUCGAUGAAGGUGCCAAUUGAGCUUCUCGAUUCCUACAAGCUGAAGUAUAAAUUGGCAAAUCAUAUACUGGUUAUUCAUCCUAAUAAGAAAGUUUUUGAGACGUUACUAAGCUCGCUCAGGAAGCGGGCUGAUGAUGAAAGGGAUUUAGAUGUAUUAAACGAUUACUUCGACCUUUCACGCAUUGUGAGAGAGCGUGGCAACUACUUCAAAAUACAAGAUGAAACUUCUUCAUCCAAUGCUAAGUAUAUUCCUCUCGUUCAAAUAAUCCCUCAUAAUCCUUUUGCACUUCUUUCUAACGAGUUUAGACAGUUUCAACGGGCACAUGACUGCUACUUAGCAGAUCCUCCAAAUCUUCUUGAACUCGGAUACAAUUAUCCAGCACUAAAGUAUACGGAAUCUGUGAGAACACCAAUAGGUACCUUAGAUGACGAAGAGUCAGACAGCUUUGUUCAUCCAGAAAUACCUUACUGGUCAUGGUAUUGGAAUAGGCAGAUAACAACUUAUGGAUGGGGUGCAAAGUCGAUUCUGGACGAUGCCAAAUUUGUUUAUUUUUCGGAUGUUCCAAUGCCAAAACCUUGGGUUAGAAGGCCAUCUGUUGAAGAGACAUUAUAUCAAAAAGCGCACGCAGAAUGCCUGAGGAAAACGCAUGAUAACUUUAAAGAUUGUGAAAAAGAGAUUCUUGUGUGGACAAAGUUAUAUGAUACGUACACCUCUAGUGUGGAGGACUAUUGUUGA